Rhea pennata is the source of this 5241-nucleotide messenger RNA. RefSeq names its product cysteine rich secretory protein LCCL domain containing 2 (gene CRISPLD2). The transcript has 15 exons. The record is from RefSeq and is a predicted model, not a curated record. Lineage: Eukaryota; Metazoa; Chordata; Aves; Rheiformes; Rheidae. Gene Ontology annotation, cellular component: extracellular region. Bases 336 to 1847 code for a protein of 503 amino acids.
GGCGGGAUGAUCCAGCGCUGUCCUCUGCCUGGAGAGCAUAAAUACCACUGGGGAGCUCUGUGAGACCGCACUUGGUACGAGCUGCCGAGCCGAGACCUCGCGCUCCCCGCACCUCCUCAGGCUCCCUCUCCCCUGCCUCUCCUCUCCCCCGCCUCUCGCUCGAGUAUUUGAGAUAUAUAAUCCGUUUUCCACCAGCGGGCUUGGAGCAGCUGCAGCUUCCUGAAGACUUGAAAGUGCUCAGCAAGGCCCGUACUGAGCACUAGACGUCUCUGCAAGGAAACUGAAAAACACAUCCAUCAUCCUUAUCUCCAUUUCUGCCGGCUUCUGUUUCAGCAAUGAAUCCUGCCUUGCCUUGGAUCUUUCCUCUUGGAUGUCUACUGCUUCUGACAAAUGCAGCUGAGUGCUUUAUUUUGCCCAAUUCAAGUCACCUGGAGAGCAUUUUGAGUAAAUAUCAGAGCGAGGAACCUCAUGCCAGAUCCAAGAGAGCCAUUUUAUUUUCAGACAGACAGGAGAUACUGAUGCUCCACAAUAAAUUAAGAGGUCAAGUUUAUCCAUCGGCCUCUAAUAUGGAAUAUAUGACCUGGGAUGAUGAGCUGGAAAGAUCAGCCCAUGCUUGGGCUCAGCAGUGCAUCUGGGACCACGGGCCAAGUGUUCUCAUCAGGUCAAUUGGACAGAACCUGGCAGUUCACUGGGGCAGGUACCGUUCUCCAGCUUUCCAUGUCCAGUCUUGGUAUGAUGAGGUUAAAGAUUAUACAUACCCAUAUCCUCAUGAAUGCAACCCCUGGUGCCCGGAGAAAUGCACCGGAUCUAUGUGCACACAUUACACCCAGAUAGUCUGGGCCACGACGAACAAGAUUGGCUGUGCCGUGAACGUCUGCAAGCAGAUGAACGUCUGGGGAGAAAUCUGGGAGAACGCCGUCUACCUGGUCUGCAACUACUCGCCCAAGGGCAACUGGAUCGGGGAAGCCCCGUACAAGAACGGCCGCCCCUGCUCCGAGUGCCCGCCGAGCUACGGAGGAGGCUGCCAGAACAACCUCUGCUACAAGGAUUAUCGUUAUGAGGAUACUAUAAUCCCCGAGACAGAUGAGACCAAUGAAGUGGAGACUUCGCAGAUCGCAGAGCACAAACCCGUGUGGUUCCCCAACCUGGAGAGCAAACCCACCAAACCAGUCAAGCCCAAGAAGAUCGCCCCGGCCAGCUACAUGACACAAGUCAUUACCUGUGAAACCAAGAUGAGAGACAAAUGCAGAGGCUCAACAUGCAACAGGUAUCUGUGCCCAGCUGGCUGCCUGUACAGUAAGGGAAAGAUCUUUGGAACAUUUUAUUAUGAGAGUUCAUCGAGCAUAUGCCGUGCUGCCAUUCAUUACGGCAUCCUAGACAACAAGGGAGGACUGGUUGAUAUCACGAGGAAGGGGAGGACGCCGUCAUUCGUGAAGUCCACCAGAAACGGCGUAGAAUCUUUUAGGAAAAAUAAGCCCUCAAAUGCAUUCAUGGUUUCCAAAGUCACAACGCAGACGCUGGAUUGUUAUACCACAGUAGCCGAACUGUGCCAGUUCAAAAAGCCGGCAUCUCACUGCCCAAGGAUUUAUUGUCCAGCCCACUGUAAAGAUGAGCCAUCAUACUGGGCACCGGUGUUUGGCACCAAUGUCUACGCAGAUAGCUCCAGUAUCUGCAAAACAGCAGUGCAUGCAGGAGUCAUUCCAGGUGAAGAAGGUGGUUUUGUGGAUGUGAUGCCUGUAGAAAAGAAGAAAAGCUAUGUUGGCUCCUUAAGGAAUGGAGUCCAGUCUGAGAGCCUGAAGAAUCCUUCAGAUGGAAAUGCUUUCCGAAUUUUUGCUGUGAAGCAGUAAAUUCCCAGGGAAGAUGCAAGUUUCUCUGGGAGAGCACUCUGUUGAUCUCGAGAGACAGGAAGGCUCCUCUGAUGGCAUCAGCUCUGAACGUACCCUCCUUGCCGAUCUCUUUCAGGGAAUUAAGAAAAAAAAAGACAAAAAAAAAAAAAAAAAAAAAAAAAAGACAACAGGUUCUGACUCAGCUGUUCGCAUCUCAUGGCACCAGUUCAGCGUUGUAUCUUUUCGUUUCAUGUUUUCAUUUUUCUAGGGGCAUUCAGUAAUGAUAGACUGUUGUAACUUCCAAUUUACAAGAGAGGUGUGCUACACAGAACUGAGGUGGCUCAACAUACAGCAGACGUGGUGGACCUUGCCUGGCCCUCAGAUAGCAUUUUAGAGUUUGAGGUAUCUACUUCUGCGAGCCUGACACUGUGCACAGGCGAGCAGGUUCAGCAGUCAGCUACUGUUCAGGCAACAGGCCCUUUAAAACAAGAAACCGUUUUAAAAGUUGCAUCUUGUAGGGAGAGCAUGGGCUUUGAGUGUGUUUUUGGUCGAUUUUGGUGUUUUAUGUGUAAAAGAAGAGCAAAGUGAGUUUUUUCCUAAGAGGGUGACACGCGUGCGCGACACUGAGUUAGGCUGCUGGAGCGUUGCAUUGAGCUAAGUAGUAUGACGGGAGAGGACGUUUCUGUCGGCCUGACGUUGGGGUUUACUGGAGGAUGGAGUGGGGUAGGAGUUGGUGGCAGAGUCCCUCGCUGCAGAAAACAAGGCCACCGGAUAAUCCAAACAGCAGGUUUAGUGUUUGCUGGUCAAACACUUGCAGGUAAUUUGUAAGUCUGGCAACCUAUGAGAAGUCAGUGAAUUGGGGCUCCUGUGCUGGCACAUCUCAUUAUAUUACACGCCAUUUAAAAAAUAAAAUUUCAGUUAAAUGCAGUGUAUUGUUUUAUACAGCAGUGCUGGUUGUUUUAUCUGUAGUAGUCAAGCAGUGAUAAAGUUAAUCUUAUUUUUGUUAGAAACGGUUGCAUCCAUAUGAAGCAUGUUCACUUCAGUGAAGUUCUUCGUUGUGUGUGCAGUUUUGAGACUUUAAAUAUAUGAGAUGAAUUGGGCUCGAUGAAUCUCUCCCAUUUGGUUUGUGACACCUGCAGAACCCGACUUGCAAUGCAAAUGCUGUAUCCUGGAGCACUGGGCGGCCAGGAUGCUGUAUUUGCCAAACACAUAGGUGUGCUAAUUAUGUUAUUUAAUAUUUUGUUAUUUAUGUCUCAACAAGCAUCCAAAUGCAUUUCAAAGACUAUUUAAAGAAAAUUAAAGCUAGCCGAAAGAAUAGCUUAGCAUAAGCUGCUCUUUAAAGCAGGAGACUAUUCCUUGCUUUCUAUUUGAAAUGGAUUUUUAGACUUGAUCUACACAUGCAUCUAGCUGUCUUUCGAUGCACACACAUCCAGUAACUUCAUUAGUCACGAGAAGGCAACGUAAACUUUAGUUCUUCAGUUCAUAUAAACCCAUAGUCCCUCUGCUCCGUACUUGAUUAUAGUAUUGUAUAACAAAUGGGAAAAUACUUCACUUUAUUUGGCAGACGUCUCAUAGCUGCGCUUAUGCUCAGGCUGUGUUCAAUUUAAACUAGGGAGAUAUACAGCUAUCCCUUCAAGCUGUUUCAAAACAGAGACCAAAAAUGUUCACAUGAUUAAACCCUUCUUUAAUUCCAUAAACACCAUGAAAUCAACAAGGAAAUUGCAUUUAUCCAUCAGUUUAUUUCACAGCUGAGGUUUCUCUCUCUGUGAAAUCCGAGUUUGGAAAGAGACCUUUCGUAAAGUAUGCAGUUGGGAUUGCUUUGCACUGUCUCUCUAAGUUCUGCAUAGCAAAACUUCCUUUGGAACAGAUAUAGAAAAAUGACUCAAUGUGUCGUCUUUGUUUAUAUGGUAUCGUUUUCAAGGUGUACAGUAUUUGCUUUAGAUAGGAAAGAAUUAACUAUUUUUUCUUUUUAGAUAAAUUGAUGUUAAAAACAGCUGGAACAUAUCUUAGAAAAGCUGCUGGUUGGAAGGGUCUGAGAUCUUGGCAGUGAGAUAAGGCUUCCCUGUUUCUGCCCGCUGUGGAUAGUAAUGCUCUACAUGGUCCAGUGCAAGCCCAUUAAAUGCUGCAUCAUGAAACCAUGGCCAUCGUGGGCCUAAUGUCCUAAUAUGGAAAGCACAUAAAGCGCAUCAGAGCUUAAGUAGGAUGCCACCUCUAAUAUGCUGUCCGAGACAACCAUUGAUGUUGUAAGAUGGUGGAAAGAGAUGUGAGCAAGGAGAGAGUUCUUGGAGAAAAGUCCUGGAGGAUCAGCGUAGAGCACAUAAAAAUCCAGCCAACUUGGGAUGUAUCUAUCUGGCAAAAAGGGGGCGAGGGAAGAAUUAUUAUUCCAACAGAAAUAUCCUAAAAUGCCUAAUUGAAGUUACAAUUGCAUAUUUUUAUCUUCAGCCAACUGGUUUGGAUUUUUAGAAACCGAUGUUAUUUAAGUCUGUAUCUGUUUAUUUUUAUAUUUGUUGUACAAAAGAGAAAUUGUGAUUUUACUACGCAAAUAUUAUUCGAGGUCCUGGGUGCUAUUAAUUUGAACAUACCUCCACCAGCAUUAGGGGAGAUCAGGUCCUCCAAGGUGGUCAUGUUAUAUCACUUACUUCCGAUCGUGUGUGCUAGCUGUUCAUAUAUAGGUGGGACAGUACCAGUUCUUAGCCAUGUAUUUUAUUUCUAUGAUACCAAAACAUUACUUAGUCUAAUGUAUUUCAAUACAGCUUAAGGACACAGCAUGUCCUGACCUUUGUAUCACCAGAUAUGUUCCUCCUUAGACCUUUAGAUUAGGAAAUUGCGUGCCAACUAAGCGCCCGAGCAGUAGGCUUAGGGAAGCAUCUGGUUAACCUUGGCAAGGCUGCUGCCGCGUGGUCAUUUGUGCCCAGUCAACUUGUUUCCAAAACCAAGACACAACACAGACGUUGUGUCGUGCCACUGCCAGCGAAACGGAUCUGGUUCAGCAGAGCUGGAUUUCCAGAAAGCGCCUGGGGCGCAAAAGCUGAAGCUCGUCACUUCGCUGCCUCCUGGCCGGCGGGCGCAGCCGCAGUCCGGUUAGCCCUCGCGAUUUGUCCUUUUUAAGAAGUCAGCGGUGGUUCGGCCAACAGCUGAUUGAGGAUUCUCCAGUCACGUACGUGGUCAGCUGUGCAGCCUAAAUAUUUAGGGCCAGUUCAUAGAGUUGCUUUUUUUCUAUGAAAAAUGAUGUAUUUUACUACCUUCUAUGUAUAAAAGUUUCUUGUAAAUUUGUGUGUGCCUUUGCAUGUUUUUCAAGGGGCAGUGUGUUUAUAAACUAUAAUUUUUUUCUAAAUACAGAAUUGUAAAAUAUCUUUUCUCCCCCCUCUGUUUUCUCUUAAUUUCUAAUUAUUUGUGAAAUAAAACCUUCCCAAAA